Molecule: messenger RNA, 6579 nt
Organism: Seriola dumerili (greater amberjack)
Lineage: Eukaryota; Metazoa; Chordata; Actinopteri; Carangiformes; Carangidae
Product: voltage-dependent T-type calcium channel subunit alpha-1I-like
Exons: 38
Coding region: 16-6579 (2187 amino acids)
Biological process (GO): neuronal action potential; calcium ion import; calcium ion transmembrane transport
Cellular component (GO): voltage-gated sodium channel complex; plasma membrane; voltage-gated calcium channel complex
Molecular function (GO): low voltage-gated calcium channel activity; voltage-gated sodium channel activity
Source: RefSeq, a predicted model, not a curated record
AGCCUGUGCAUCCGCAUGGUCUCCAGCCCAUGGUUUGAACGUGUCAGUAUGAUGGUGAUCCUGUUGAACUGCGUCACCCUGGGGAUGUACCAGCCCUGUGAGAACAUCGACUGCUCCUCGGACCGAUGCCAAAUUCUACAGGCCUUUGACGCGUUCAUCUACAUCUUCUUCGCUCUGGAGAUGGUCAUAAAGAUGGUCGCCUUGGGAAUCUUCGGCCGCCGCUGUUACCUCGGGGACACGUGGAACCGGCUGGAUUUCUUCAUCGUCAUGGCAGGGAUGGUUGAAUACUCGCUGGACCUACAGAACGUCAACUUUACCGCCAUCAGAACAGUGAGAGUACUUCGGCCUCUCAAAGCUAUAAACAGGGUGCCAAGCAUGCGUAUCCUGGUCAACCUGCUUCUGGACACUCUGCCCAUGCUGGGUAACGUCCUCCUCCUCUGCUUCUUCGUCUUCUUCAUCUUCGGCAUCAUCGGGGUGCAGCUGUGGGCGGGGCUGCUGAGGAACCGCUGCUACCUGGAGGAGAACUUCACACUCACUACGGGUAUCAAUCUGCCUCGGCCCUACUACAUGCCCGACGAGGAUGACGAGCGGCCCUUCAUCUGCUCCCUGCCGGUCGACAACGGCAUCAUGUCCUGCUCCGACGUCCCGGCUCGCCGCGAGGGAGGCAGGACGUGCUGCCUGGACAAAGACGACGCCCUCUACCGCCAGUCGCUGGGCCUGAGCCCCGAGCCUCUGGCCAACGGGAGCGUCAGCGUAGCGGGGCUCUGUGUCAACUGGAACCAGUACUACACCAGGUGUCAUACUGGGCACAGCAACCCGCACAAAGGAGCCAUUAACUUUGACAACAUUGCCUAUGCUUGGAUUGUCAUCUUCCAGGUGAUCACUCUGGAGGGAUGGGUGGAGAUCAUGUACUAUGUGAUGGACGCGCAUUCGUUCUACAACUUCAUCUACUUCAUCUUACUGAUUAUUGUGGGUUCCUUCUUCAUGAUCAACCUGUGCCUGGUCGUCAUCGCCACCCAGUUCUCGGAGACCAAGCAGAGGGAGCAUCAGCUGAUGCAGGAGCAGCGAGCUCAGUGCUCGUCCUCCUCCACCCUCGCCAGUGAACCCGGGGACUGCUACGAAGAGCUGUUCCAGCUGGUCUGCCACGUCCUCCGCAAGGCCAGGAGACAAACUGUCGCCCUUUUCAACACCCUGCGGGGGAAGCCUCGUGGCUUUCGGGGUGUCGGGCGAGGUAGAGGAGGGGGAGAGGGGAGGGAGAGGAAGGCCAACGAACGAGGGAGGCGUGAGAGGAAAGCAGUGUUGAGGCACGGUCCUCCCUGCCCCCACCAUAACAAACCUGACCACACCUCCCCCGCUGAGCCCAUGGCCCUCGCCGCCGCCUCUGCCUCCGAGGGCUGCCGUCAGUGCGCCGCCGCCGUGUCGCUCACCGACGGCGUCGGACCAGUUCGCAGUGCAGCCAGCGGGGAGGCAGAGGAGGGAGCCGUGGAGGAGGCGGACAGGGAGGGGGCACAGUCCGGUGGUAAGGAGAAGGGCAAGAAAGGCCAGGAUGGCGCAGAGAACCAUGGGGGCUGCAGUCCUAGGAAGCAAUGCACGAAUCUGUGGUACGAGACGAGGAGGAAGCUGUGGGGCAUCGUGGAGAGCAAGUACUUCAACCGGGGCAUCAUGAUCGCCAUCCUGAUCAACACCAUCAGUAUGGGCAUCGAGCACCACGAGCAGCCAGAGGAGCUCACCAAUGUUCUGGAGAUCUGCAACAUCGUCUUCACCAGCAUGUUCUCCUUGGAGAUGAUCCUCAAACUGACGGCUUUCGGUUCAUUCAGCUACCUGCGAAACCCCUACAAUGUCUUUGAUGGAGUCAUCGUCAUCAUAAGUGUGUGUGAGAUCGUCGGCCAGUCUGACGGCGGUCUGUCUGUGCUGAGGACCUUCAGGCUGCUGCGGGUGCUGAAGCUGGUGAGGUUCAUGCCAGCCCUGAGGAGACAGCUGGUGGUCCUCAUGAAGACCAUGGACAACGUGGCCACCUUCUGCAUGCUGCUCAUGCUUUUCAUCUUCAUCUUCAGUAUCCUGGGGAUGCACAUCUUUGGCUGUAAGUUCAGUCUCAAGACAGAGACCGGUGAUACAGUACCAGACAGGAAGAACUUUGACUCCCUCCUCUGGGCCAUUGUCACUGUUUUCCAGAUUCUGACCCAGGAGGACUGGAACGUGGUUUUGUACAAUGGUAUGGCAGCUACUUCACCCCUCGCAGCUCUUUACUUUGUGGCCCUCAUGACUUUUGGAAACUACGUCCUCUUCAACCUGCUGGUGGCCAUCUUGGUUGAAGGCUUUCAGGCAGAGGGAGACGCCAAUCGCUCUUACUCGGACGACGACCGCUCCUCUUCCAACUUUGACGAGAGCGAGAAACACGACUCCAUAAAGUUGUCAGACCCGAGGAUCUGCACCUUGACGCCCAAUGGCCAUCUGGAGCUGGGCGCUCGUUCGGGACCCAGGGGAUCCUAUUCCUCUGAGAGGCGGAGCUUCACCGUCGAGUCCAGAAAGAGCAGUGUGAUGAGCCUGGGCAAGAGCAGCCUGGAGAGACGCUCCCUCUGCCACAGCCGCAGUUCCAACUACCACAACUGGGGACGGCCUUUCCAUCCACACUCUGCGUGGAGCCGCAGGUCUAGCUCAAACAGCCUGGGCCGGAGGAGCUACGGGUUUGGCGGGGCGCCUCUGGUAGGAGGCAGCCUCCGUGUGCACAGCACCCGCUCCCCCCACUCCUACGCCUACGCCGCUGAGCAGGAGUCCCUUCUCUCCCACCCGCCCCACUCCCAUCAUCCCCUGCUGCCUCAUCAUCCACCGCCACCGCCGCUGUUCCUCUCCAGACACUUUGCGGCGAGGAGGGAUCGGCGGGCUCUCUCCCUGGAGCUCCCAGAGCUGCUUCGGGCAGGCGGACAGCCCCUGGGCCUGCCCCCCGUCCACCCGGACCCCGGGAGGAGGAGUGGGUCCGGGGCGGGGGGGUCCAUCACCGCGGGGUCCGGGGCUGGGAGUGGUUUUGGAGUGGACCACCGGGACUGUAACGGAAAGGCCCACACCCAUCUGAUGGCCGAGGUUUUCCCUCAGGUCAAUGCGCGCAAGGACAGAGCGGACCUCGAUGAAGAGACGGACUAUAGUCUGUGCUUCCGUAUCCAGAAGAUGAUGGAGGUGUACAAGCCGGACUGGUGUGAAACCAGAGAGGAGUGGUCCGUCUACAUGUUCUCCCCUCAGAACAAGUUCAGACUGCUCUGUCAGUCCAUUAUCGCCCAUAAGCUCUUUGACUACGUGGUCCUGGUUUUCAUCUUCCUCAACUGCAUCACGGUGGCUCUGGAGAGGCCAAAGAUUCUGCAGGGCAGCCUGGAAAGAGUGUUUCUCACCAUUUCCAACUACAUCUUUACUGCCAUUUUUGUUGCGGAGAUGACGGUCAAGGUGGUGUCCAUGGGUCUGUACCUGGGGGAGAGGGCCUAUCUCAGGAGCAGCUGGAACAUACUCGACGGUUUCCUGGUCUUCGUCUCUUUGAUUGACAUCGUGGUUUCCAUGGCGGGCGGGGCUAAGAUCCUGGGGGUGCUUCGUGUUCUCAGGUUGCUCCGGACGCUGCGUCCCCUCAGGGUGAUCAGCAGGGCUCCAGGUCUGAAGCUGGUGGUUGAGACCCUCAUCACGUCCCUCAAGCCCAUCGGCAACAUUGUUCUCAUCUGCUGCGCCUUCUUCAUCAUUUUUGGCAUCCUUGGUGUUCAGCUCUUCAAAGGCAAGUUCUACUACUGUGUGGGCUUCGACGUGAAGAACAUCACUAACAAAUCCGACUGUCUGGCUGCCAACUAUCGAUGGAUUCACCACAAAUACAACUUUGACAACCUCGGACAGGCUCUGAUGUCCCUGUUUGUGCUGGCCUCCAAAGACGGAUGGGUCAAUAUCAUGUACCAUGGUCUGGAUGCAGUGGGAAUUGACCAGCAGCCUGUGACCAACAACAACCCGUGGAUGCUGCUCUACUUCAUCUCCUUCCUCCUGAUCGUCAGCUUCUUCGUCCUCAAUAUGUUCGUGGGCGUGGUGGUGGAGAACUUCCACAAGUGUCGGCAGCACCAGGAGGUGGAGGAGGCCAGGCGCCGCGAGGAGAAACGCCAGCGCCGCAUGGAGAAGAAGAGGAGAAAGGCCCAGAAGAUGCCCUACUACGCCUCCUACGGCCGCGCCCGCCUGGCCAUCCACACUCUGUGCACCAGCCACUACCUGGACCUGGUCAUCACCUUCAUCAUCUGCAUCAACGUCAUCACCAUGUCUCUGGAGCACUACAGCCAGCCACAGUCUCUGGAGACUGCACUGAAGUACUGCAACUACUUCUUCACCUCCACCUUUGUGAUUGAGGCCUCUCUCAAACUGGUCGCCUUUGGCUUCCGACGCUUCUUCAAGGACAGGUGGAACCAGUUGGACCUGGCCAUUGUGCUGCUGUCAGUGAUGGGCAUCACCCUGGAGGAGAUUGAGAUCAACGCCUCCCUCCCCAUCAACCCAACCAUCAUCAGGAUCAUGAGGGUGCUCAGGAUUGCACGAGUGUUGAAGUUGUUGAAAAUGGCAACUGGGAUGAGAGCUCUGCUAGACACAGUGGUCCAGGCUCUUCCUCAGGUGGGAAACCUCGGUCUGCUCUUCAUGUUGCUGUUCUUCAUCUACGCUGCUCUGGGAGUGGAGCUGUUUGGAGAGCUGGUCUGUAACGCCGACUACCCCUGUGAGGGAAUGAGCCGCCACGCCACAUUUGAGAACUUCGGAAUGGCCUUCCUCACGCUCUUCCAGGUUUCUACCGGGGACAACUGGAAUGGCAUCAUGAAGGACACGCUGAGGGAGUGCCCGCCGGGCCAUACAGGCACUGACUACGGCUGCCACGCGGGACUGCAGUUCAUCUCGCCGAUGUAUUUCGUGUCCUUCGUGCUCACGGCUCAGUUUGUCCUGAUAAACGUGGUGGUGGCCGUGCUCAUGAAGCAUCUGGACGACUCCAACAAGGAGGCGCAGGAGGACGCCGAGAUGGACGCCGAGAUCGAGCUGGAGCUGGCCCAGGGCGGCCUCUGCUGCAUGAUGGGAGGCAUCGGGGCCAUCGCCGGGGCCACGGGUGGCGCUGCGAGCGGGGCGAGCACCGGCGGGGGAGCGGCUGGUGUGAUUGCAGCGGGGACAGCCGGGGGUCCGGGCGCCGGGGUGAUGGCACCGCUGCGAGAUGGAGGAGGAGGAGGAGGAGCAGGAGGAGGAGGCGGCGGUGCAGCUCAUGAGGGACACACCAACCAUCGAUGUCGACUCUACUCUCCCGCUCAGGAGAGCCAGUGGCUGGACAGUGUAUCUCUGCUGAUUAAGGACUCGUUGGAAGGAGACAUGAUUGACAACCUCUCCGGUUCGGUUUUCCACCACUACUGCUCUCCUCCAGUCUGCAAGGAUUGUAAGAGUCAUCCACAAGAGAUCCGAUUGGCGGAGGUGGAGCAGGCGUCCCUGAUGUCAGAGCAGCUGUCAGACAAGUCGUCGUCUCCGGCGCUGCCCGAUGACCUCAGCCUGGACGAACACAGCAGCUACCAGCUGCUGGUCAGAGACAGCCAGAGGGGCAGCAGUGACUCCCGCAGUUCGGAGGAGUUGCCCACACGGAGGGGCUACAGAGGGCUCCGUCCCUCCAGCUCAGGAAGCGAGGAGGGGGUCCAGGAGUUGUUUGAGGUGGGCGUCCAUCCUCAGUUGAACCCUCCCUCGCUGGAGAAGCAGAGCCCGGCACGUUGCACAGAUGGUGAUGGAGGAAGUUGCAGUGGAGGUGGUGGCGGGUCUUCGCCCGUCUUCCACCUGCCAGCAGACUUCUUCCACCCAGCUGCCGCCGCUCAUCCGGGCAGUCCCGGGAACAGCGUCAGCCCAGGAGACAGGGGGCCGUCCAGGUUGGCCUCCCCAGCAUCCUGGGCCUCCCUUCGCUCACCCGGAGCCAACAGCAGGCCCCUGAGCUCUCAGCACCCGUCCCACAGCGACUCCUCCCUGGCUACGGGCAGUUCAGAGGGCAGCCUGCAGACCACUCUGGAGGAGGGUCUCAGCUUCAGCGUCUCCCCGCCUCGGGACCUGGAUCUCCCUGAACCAGCCACAGGAGACCAGGGCAACCCUUUACUAAAGAGACGCAGCACUACCUUCACCCUCCAAGCCACCAGGGGGCACCAGAGGAGCCAGAGCAGCUGCGGCGGUGGCAGCACCAGCCCCGGCUGUCCCCGGCAAGACUCCAUGGACCCCUCAGACGAGGAGGUGGGCACGGGGACAGGCGGAGACGGCUGCCGUCAGAGCUUUAACAGCGAACACUUGUCAGAAACACUGAACAGCCUCUCGCUGACGUCGCUGCUCACCCCGGGCUCUCUGGCACCCCCACUGGUGAAGAAAUGUAACAGCACAGGCUCUCUGGACCAGACCAAUCUAUCCGCCCGCAGCAAAGACGGACGCCACUUCUACGGCAUAGAUGCCCACGGCUACUUGUCCAACCGCUGGACGGAAGGAAGGGCGGGUGGUAAGGAGGAGGACAGUGAAAUCACAGGCUUCAGCAUGAAAAGCAGCAGCCGAGCCACAGACACAACCUCCAGGAAAAACAGAUGA